AUGGCGUCGAAGAAGAGGGUAUACAAUUGGUACAUCUCUAUGGUAGCGGCCAUGUGCAUGGUUCUAUAUGGAUAUGACGCAUCGGUAUACAAUUCUGUUCAAGGCUCAGACAACUGGCUGGCGUACUUCGAUCUCGACACCGAGCGAGACACUUAUAUGAUUGGACUCAUCAACACGACUUACACAAUCGGAGCAAUUAUCGCGGGUUUCUUCCUUGGUGGCCCAAUUGCCGAUUUUGUAGGGCGAAGAUGGGGCAUGUGGAUUGGCUGCUUUACUACUGUUAUCGCGACGUUUAUGCAGACAUUCGCCCCUCGACAUAGCUUAGGGUGCUUCAUCGCCGGACGCGUUCUCGUUGGCCUCGGGCAAGGAAUCGCUUUGACAUCCGGACCGGUCUACAUCGGCGAAAUGGCUCCUCCUCAAAUCCGUGGCCUCAUCAUGGCUUUUUGGCAACUCUUUUACUCUGUCGGUUCCUUUAUUGCCUAUUGGAUUAACUACGCUUGUUCUCUCCAUCGCAGCUCGUUGGGAGAGUGGGACUGGAAGAUGGUGGUUAUCUUCCAGAUGAUGGUGCCAAUCAUUAUCAUGAUACUAUUGCCGUUCCAGCCCGAGUCGCCUCGCUGGCAUAUACAGCGCCAUGGCAACAUGGAGGCUGCCAAGGCUGCUCUCCGCAAGAUUCGCGAUACUGAACAAGAAAUUGAUGAGGAGGUCUUGGCGAUUCGUGAAGCUCUUGAGUAUGAAAAAGAGGCUAUUAGCAACAAUUACACUGCCCUCUUCAAAGACCCCUCGAUCCGCAAACGACUUUACCUCGCUUUCAUCAUCAAUGUAGGACAACAGCUGAGUGGCCAAGGAACACUCAACACAUAUUCCACGGCGAUCUAUAAGAAAGUCUGGACGUCAACGCAGACCAUCAACCUUAUCAAUGCUUUGAACGCGACCUUUGGCAUCUUGUUCACACUGAACGCGACAUGGACAGCUGACCGUUUUGGUCGCCGCUGGUUGUUUAUCAUUGGCGGUGUUGGCAUGGGCCUCUGCAUGUUAUUGGUUCCCGUGAUCGGCCAAACCACUCCCGACAUCAAUGGCACCAAGACGAAACCAGUCGGCAUCUCCAUCGUGUUCCUGCUAUUUUUGUUCAUCUUCUUCUAUAAGCCGUCUUGGGGUGCAACAACCUGGAUCUGGACCUCGGAAGUUUUCAGCAUGAACGUUCGUGCUCAGGCAAUCGGCAUGUGUAGUCAGAUGCAAAACGUGGCCAACACCAUCUUCCAGCAGUUCUUUCCCACAUUCUUGAAAAAUGAGGGCUUGAAAUGUCUUUACUUCUUCAUGGCAACCAACUUCCUGCUGGUUGUGUUUGUCUGGUUCUUCAUUCCCGAGACAAAGCAGGUUCCCCUGGAGGAGAUUGACGUUCUUUUCGGCGGCGUCAACCACGUGGAUAAAGGUGCUCAGAUUCUCGGCGCUCCGGAGACUCGUGGCAAAGAGCUGCACGUAGUUCGACAACUCGAAGAUAAGGAGAUCGCGGAUGCUUAG
This is a messenger RNA of Trichoderma reesei QM6a, 1518 nucleotides long. Its product is annotated as sugar transporter. Gene Ontology annotation, biological process: transmembrane transport; carbohydrate transport. Gene Ontology annotation, molecular function: carbohydrate:proton symporter activity. The transcript has 7 exons. The record is from RefSeq and is a predicted model, not a curated record. Bases 1 to 1518 code for a protein of 505 amino acids. Gene Ontology annotation, cellular component: membrane. NCBI's taxonomy places the organism in Eukaryota, Fungi, Ascomycota, Sordariomycetes, Hypocreales, Hypocreaceae.